Messenger RNA from Gopherus evgoodei (Goodes thornscrub tortoise), 6143 nucleotides. RefSeq names its product Rho GTPase activating protein 42 (gene ARHGAP42). Gene Ontology annotation, molecular function: protein binding; GTPase activator activity. Lineage: Eukaryota; Metazoa; Chordata; Testudines; Testudinidae. The transcript has 24 exons. Gene Ontology annotation, biological process: signal transduction. Bases 291 to 2915 code for a protein of 874 amino acids. Gene Ontology annotation, cellular component: cytoplasm. The record is from RefSeq and is a predicted model, not a curated record.
GCUGCCGGAAACGUCUAAGCGGCAGCCGCGCUAGCCCGGGGGAGCCCGUCAUGCCCUGGAGGAGCAAUGUGAGCAGCUGACAGCAACUCCAGAGCGCUGCUGCAUCCGCCGCCUGCUUUGCUACGGGGCCGGGCCAGACUCAAGGGGGCCGGCUCGUGAGAGAAGUAAACUUCCCCGGGACGCGCUUUCCCGCAAGUUCCCCUCUGCUCUCCCCAAGUCCCAGCCGCUGCUCUCUGCUCAGCCUCGCCUGCCUCCUCCCCCCCGGCAGCCGGGCUGCUGCCGCUACUGCCAUGGGGCUGCCCACUCUGGAGUUCAGCGAUUCCUACUUGGACAGCCCGGAUUUCAGAGAGCGGCUGCAGUGUCACGAGAUUGAGCUGGAGAGGACCAACAAGUUCAUCAAGGAGCUGAUCAAGGACGGCAGCCUGCUCAUCGGGGCCCUCAGGAAUCUGUCCAUAGCAGUGCAAAAAUUUUCCCAGUCGCUACAGGAUUUUCAGUUUGAGUGUAUUGGAGAUGCUGAAACAGAUGAUGAAAUUAACAUUGCCCAGUCACUGAAAGAAUUUGCCCGGCUACUGAUUGCUGUAGAAGAGGAGAGAAGACGACUUAUCCAGAAUGCCAAUGAUGUGUUAAUAGCACCACUGGAAAAGUUUCGUAAAGAACAAAUAGGUGCAGCAAAAGAUGGGAAGAAGAAGUUUGACAAGGAAAGUGAGAAAUAUUAUUCCAUUCUAGAGAAGCACUUAAAUUUAUCAGCAAAGAAAAAAGAAUCUCAUUUGCAAGAUGCAGAUACGCAGAUCGACAGAGAACAUCAAAACUUUUAUGAAGCAUCAUUAGAAUAUGUGUUUAAAAUUCAAGAAGUACAGGAGAAAAAGAAAUUUGAAUUUGUUGAACCUCUUUUGGCAUUUCUUCAGGGAUUAUUUACUUUUUACCAUGAGGGAUAUGAGCUGGCCCAGGAGUUCACCCCAUACAAGCAACAGUUGCAAUUCAACUUGCAGAAUACACGAAAUAAUUUUGAAAGUACCAGGCAGGAAGUAGAGAGACUAAUGCAGAGAAUGAAAUCUGCCAACCAGGAUUACCAACCACCCAGUCAAUGGACAAUGGAAGGCUAUCUCUAUGUGCAGGAGAAACGACCCCUUGGAUUUACCUGGGUAAAACAUUACUGUACUUAUGAUAAAGGGACAAAAACAUUUACAAUGAGUGCAGCUGAAACAAAGUCUGGUGGGAAAGUGAAUGGCCUUGUCACAAGCUCACCAGAAAUAUUCAAGCUAAAAUCCUGCAUCCGGAGAAAGACUGAUUCAAUUGACAAACGUUUCUGUUUUGAUAUUGAAGUAGCUGAAAGACAUGGGAUCAUAACACUUCAGGCUUUUUCAGAGUCCAACAGGAAACUUUGGCUGGAAGCUAUGGAUGGAAAGGAACCAAUUUACACUUUGCCAGCCAUUAUUAGCAAGAAGGAAGAAAUGUUCUUAAAUGAAGCAGGUUUUAACUUUGUGAGGAAAUGUAUUCUUGCUGUGGAGACAAGAGGUAUCACAAUCUUGGGGCUCUACAGAAUAGGAGGUGUAAACUCCAAAGUGCAAAAGCUGAUGAAUACCAUAUUUUCCCCUAAAUCCCCUCCUGAUAUGGAUAUUGAUAUGGACGUUUGGGACAAUAAAACAAUAACAAGUGGACUAAAAAACUACCUCAGGUGUCUUACAGAACCAUUGAUGACCUUCAAGUUGCACAAGGAUUUCAUUGUUGCCGUUAAAUCUGAUGACCAAAACUACAGAGUUGAGGCAGUACAUGCACUUGUUCAUAAAUUACCAGAGAAAAACAGAGAGAUGCUGGACAUCCUAAUCAAGCAUUUGGUCAAGGUUUCAUUACACAGUCAACAAAAUCUCAUGACCGUCUCCAACCUUGGUGUUAUCUUUGGGCCGACUCUGAUGAGAGCACAGGAGGAAACCGUGGCUGCUAUGAUGAACAUUAAGUUCCAGAAUAUUGUAGUGGAAAUUUUGAUAGAGCAUUAUGAAAAGAUAUUUCACACUGCACCAGACCCCAACAUUCCUCUUCCCCAGCCUCAGUCCCGUUCAACUUCCAGAAGAACAAGAGCAAUAUGCCUCUCAACAGGCUCACGCAAACCCAAAGGAAGAUAUACCCCAUGCCUGGCAGACCAUGAUAGUGAUUCAUACAGUAGUAGUCCAGACAGCACUCCAAUGGGCAGCAUAGAAUCACUCUCAUCUCAUUCGUCAGAACAAAACAGCACCACAAAGUCCACCUCAUCCCAACCAAGGGAGAAAUCGGCGGGAAUUCCAUGGAUUGCAUCUCCACCUUCUUCCAAUGGUCAGAAGAGCUCAGGUCUCUGGACCACAAGUCCAGAAUCCUCCUCUAAGGAGGAUGCGACAAAAACAGAUGUGGAGUCAGACUGUCAAAGUGUAGCUUCUGUCACUAGCCCAGAGAAUACAUCUCCACCAAUAGAUCUGACCAAAAAAGGGCUUUAUGGUCUGUCUGGGCUGAAAAGGUCUGCAGCUUCCUCCCUCAGAUCAAUCCCUUCAGCAGAAGGUAACAAAAGUUGCAGUGGAUCUGUACAGAGCUUAGCCUCAAUUGAUGCCAAAGAUACACCAAAGGCUCCACUGAAUCCUGAGUUGCCACCCAAAAUGUGCAGGAGAUUGAGAUUGGAUACUGCAUCAAGUAAUGGUUAUCAGAGACCAGGAUCUGUAGUGGCCGCAAGAGCCCAGUUGUUCGAAAGUGCUGGUUCACUUAAACAAACUUCUUCAGGACGCCAAGCCAAAGCCAUGUAUUCCUGUAAAGCUGAGCACAGUCAUGAGCUCUCCUUCCCACAGGGGGCGAUAUUUUCAAAUGUGUACCCAUCAGUGGAACCAGGCUGGUUAAAAGCAACUUAUGAAGGCAAAACAGGACUAGUUCCAGAGAAUUAUGUUGUCUUCCUCUAGUAAUCUUUAGUGGACAGCAGUAUCUUCAUGGUAUCCAUGGUAACAAAUAAUAAGCACUAUGAUUUUAUCUGACACAGAUGUGGGGAUCAGCCCAUUAGCAGAGAGUGGUAGAUUUUCUUCAAAUUCUGCAAGGGCAAAUUAGGUAGCUCCCUAUUAAAUAGAACAGGAUAUAAUGAAAUAGUUAACAGUUUUUUGUACUGCAGAUGGUACUCUGUUUAAAUAACUUCCAUUGUUUGUAACGCAAGCAUGUUGCAUACUUCUUUUAUGGAUAAGGAACAUUUGAGCAAUAAAAUCAGAAAAUUAGCUGCAGAACAUGUCAGACCUGAGAUAUUGCUCAACCAGUGUGAAAUUCACAGGCAAUGCACUCUGCCAAUUCUUACAAUUAUAUUGUUUUACAUGUAAAAAAUUAUAUUUUUGUUCAUAAAGCAAGAUAUAUUUCUAUGAUCUGUCUUCUGCAUUAGAAAACUUGAUUCUGAGACUGGUUCCAGUCAUUUCAUGGAAGAAGUUAAUCUGCCAUAAAAGCAGAGUUUUGAAUCUCUUGUUAUGCAAUGAGAGCACAAUAUACAGAUGCAGUAAUGUAUGUAAUUUAUAUAACUGAUAACCAAAUUAGAUUGUACACUGAUUAAGCAGUAGGUGCUCUUUCAAAAUGUGACUUUUUAAAAUCAACAUUUAAUUCAGAUAUUGUACAGAUUUAUCUUAUUUCCUCCUUGCUUUCAUCAGUUUGUUUUAUCAAUAUAAUUAAUAUUAAUAAUAAAUUAUAUUUCUAGCAUCCAUCUUCCCUAAGACAUUCUCGGCUUGUCUCAAAAACACAACCAUACCAAACAAAGAAGUACUGAAAGUAAAAUGAUUUGGAAGUGUGUGAAGUUAGCAACAAAGAAUGAAAAUAAAUCUAAAACCUGAAAUAAAACAUAGCAGAGUCCCACAAUGCCAUUAAGACACCCAAAUUGUUUUUCAGAUUUUCUACCGCAUACAAGACAAAUGACCUAUGAAGUGUCUAGUUUUAUAAGCUAUGAUUUCUAAAGGCUCCUUUUAGAUGUAAAAAGGAUCUGACAUUAGAUAAACUUUUUUGUUUAAACUGAAAUACAGUUUCCUCAGAAUUUCAUUGAAUUAUUAGACAACAAUUCGAAAACAUGAUGAUAAAACUGCUUGGUAUAGAUAUUUCCAAAUAACCAUUAAUUACUCCAGCUGGAACUAAAAGGCAGUCAUUUUCUAACUGCGGACAUUAAAUUUUGUGUGAGUUUUCCCAUCAAAGUACAAUGUUUGUAUUAAUAAAAGACUAUAAUAAACAGUGAGGGCACUGGCACUUUAUCACAGAAUAACAAUCCUUUACAAAGAGAACAAAGAACAGAAAUCAGAAAAGCAAGAGAGUAAACAGUAAGCAAAGCAUAUGUCCAAGGCAGACACUCUGCUUGCUGAAAGAACAACCAUAGAGUCCAGUCCUGAAGGCCUUAUUGACAAAACUCCCCUUGAAUUUGGACAUCCCCAAUUAGUUAAUCGACAGAGCUGCUAACUUGGUGAAUCCAUUCUGGGGAGUCAGUACACCAUGACCUCAAAAAUCUAUGCUGAUGUCAACAGAAUCACACAUGUGCUUAAGCCACUGGCUCAGUCACUGGCAUAGCUCUUUAUUGAACUGCUCUAGGAAAACUGCAGUAGCUGCAUGGCCAGUCAGCGUGUACUAUUCAAAGCAAAAUCAUUUCAGCGCUACAUUAACACAUUAGCAGCUGAGCUCAUUGCUGUUAGUGCUACAGGAAUUGCCUCUCAAACAGACUCUCCUGCGUGUUAGCUCUUUCUCCAGUAACAGUAUUAAAUAUUACAGGUGAGCAGGGCAAGGUAAUUCCAUUGUGCCAAAGAUUUAGAUAUUUCUAAAUUAGGUUUUGUUCCGCUUCUGAAUGAAAACCCCACAUUUUGAAGUUUUCUGCAAAUUGGCAUGGCGCCCCGGCUCCAAGGCACUCUGCCUGGUGGCCUGUCCUGGAGCUGCAGACCCUGGAAGCCUAGGGGUUCCCAACUCUGAACAGCACACCUAGUGGGAUGUUCUGGAUCCACAGCCCUUGGAAGCCCAGGUUUCACAGCAGCUCACCAGGCAGGUUUCCUCAGCCUUUUGUUGCAAUAAAACUGUCUCCAUGCAACAUUUUGAUUUUAACAACAAAACGUUUUUCUCAGCGUUUUUUCCAACAGCUCCAUUAAGUAUAUUAACCCUUUAUUUACCAAAAUAGUGGAUGCUGCUUUCUUAAUGGGUUAAAUAGGAGCUUUUCCCAGGGCUUAAAAUCUUACCAAGCUAUUAAACACUGCCAAAUUUUCUGGCACUUUCCCUGGAAGUCUGUAGGCUAUCUAUAGCCAAUAUACACAGUCUUUCCAAAGUAGUGUAUCUCUAACAGCCCCUGUACCUGCCUCCUGGACAACACAGUGGGAGUUGCUUACAGUAAGUCAUUUCUUGACAGUAAUUUUAUUCUUGAAAUUCAGGCUGGUGGCAAAUGGAGCUCAGCACGGGGGGAAGGGGGCUCUUGGAAUCCUUUGCAUGACACAGAUGGAGGCUUCCCACCAGCUUCAAGCAGGCUAGUAGGGGGCAGGUUGGAACCAGACACUGGAGGCCAGGCCAUGGGAUCAAUGACUACAGUAAUUCAGUGACCCACACUAAUUUGGACUGUUCAUUCUAUUUCGCUAUCAAGAGUUUCAUUCUCGCCCAGUUCACUAUCAGCAAGUGAUAGUGUCAUUAAGAGUGUUUCUUUGGUAGGUUGUUGUGAAGGAUAAUUCCAAAGCUGGCCCUGUUGGACAGUAGAGGCAAAUAUCCUGCUGACACAUCUGUGUUCAGCACUGAAGUAAAGUAGGAAGAAGGCUCCUCAGCAGGUCAAAGCUUGUAGCUCUUAAGUCAGGCAAAAUUCAUGUUGACUUCAAUGGGCACUUCCCCUGAGCCAGAGCUCUGAGACUUCCCUAUGUAAUUAACCUCUGAAAUUUCAACUUAUCUUAUACCAUGCUGUGUAACAUACUGUUGGUUGCAUAUGCUUUGGCUGUGCUUGAAGGCUCCAUCCUACGGUGGUGGGAUAACCAGGGGGUUGCACCAUCUCACCAUUCCAGGGAGAGUUGAUAUCUGUGCUUCUGGGGGUUGUUAGUGGGAAGGGAGGUAGGACCCUGCUCAGGAGACUAGGACAAUCAGUGACCCUAGCAUGAAGGGGAGGGAUAGCUCAGUGGUUUUGAGCAUUGGCCUGCUAAACCCAGCAUUGUGAGCUCAAU